AUGUUUAAUGUGGUGUCUUCUCGAUUGACCAAUGAGCUGUUCGAAAGAGCGUUGGGUGAUUCACUGAAGGAUUUCUCUCGCAUUCCAUGGCUCAAGGAAGAACAAAAGCGCUGCUUACGAUCCACGGCAGACAAAAAGGACGUUUUUGGAAUUCUUCCCACAGGAUUCGGCAAAAGUCUGGUAUUUCAAUUGCUACAAACUUUGGUAUCAGCUCGGGCGACGAACGAUCAAAAUGUGAUCUGCUUUCAAGCACGUCUGAUGUCGACAUUGACGUUGUUUAUGGUAGUCCGGAGAGUUGGUGUUCUCCCGAAUGGUCAAAAGCACUAAAAAAUGGCUUCCUCUGGAAACAAACUGUCUGUUUAAUCGUGGAUAAAGCACAUGCUGUUUCUGCUUGUUAAGUCACUUAAUGUCUUUUAUCUUUGGUACUCCCUUUGUUUGCAUGCACUGAAAACGUGUUGUCUUGCUCCUUCGGUCUUAGGAAAUUAAACAACGCAUGUCAUUAAUGCAAAUCUUGGAAUUCACGAUUAUUUCACCCACCUUGCUAUUUACCUAAGAAAGUUCUGUUGGAAAGCUUUAAAGAACCAGGCAUAUGAUAAUUUCAUGAUAAGGUAACACCGGAAAAAAAUGGCCCUGAAUUCUAAAGUUUGGCGGUUAGUAAAAUAUACAGUAAAAUAUGAAUAAUUUCCCAGAUCUGUUUGAUUACACAUUGUAAUAUUAUUAAGACUUAUGAUUUACAUGUUAUUUUCAAUACAUGUACUUCUGAAUUUUUUUAAUUUCCUGUUUAUUUCGGUAAACUUUCUUACAAUUUAUUAUUUUACCACAACAAACAUUAGAACUUAAAGAGGCCUUAUUAUUUUAUUCGCAGGGGUGAGGUGUCUGUUAGCAGCAGGGGAAAGAGACAGCCAUUCAGAGAAGCCUUUGCUAGAGUGAAAGGGAUGCGGUCAUUUCUACCUGGUGGCCCUGUUCUUGCCCUAACUGCCUCUGUGAAAGUUAAAGAUCGAUCUUGCUUGUGGAAAUCGUGUGGAAUGGUGAAUCCUGUAAUUGUUGAUGUGGCAGCUAAAAAGGAAAAUAUUUGCCUUGAAUUCUUAAGGAUAACAGUGGAAAAAGAGCCCCUAACAAAAUCUAAAGUGGAUUGCCAGUAUGAUUGA
Messenger RNA from Porites lobata, 1148 nucleotides. NCBI's taxonomy places the organism in Eukaryota, Metazoa, Cnidaria, Anthozoa, Scleractinia, Poritidae. The record is from the annotation of a GenBank genome assembly.